This is a messenger RNA of Nicotiana attenuata, 522 nucleotides long. Its product is annotated as agamous-like MADS-box protein AGL80. Gene Ontology annotation, molecular function: DNA-binding transcription factor activity, RNA polymerase II-specific; protein dimerization activity; RNA polymerase II cis-regulatory region sequence-specific DNA binding. Lineage: Eukaryota; Viridiplantae; Streptophyta; Magnoliopsida; Solanales; Solanaceae. Gene Ontology annotation, biological process: regulation of transcription by RNA polymerase II. The record is from RefSeq and is a predicted model, not a curated record. The transcript has 2 exons. Bases 1 to 522 code for a protein of 173 amino acids.
AUGGCUAGGAAGAAAAUCAAGAUAGCUAGGUUGGUUGAUGAGUGUAGAAGAUCAGUUGUUCUUAAAGAAAGGCUUGAAGCUUUGUUUAAGAAAGCAGAUGAGCUAUCUGUUCUAUGUGGCGUAGAAAUUGGUAUUGUUGUUUUCAGUCCUGAUAAGAAAAAUGAUGAAUAUGAGUGGCCAUCAAGAGACAAAUUUAAACAACUCUUGAUGAGGUUUCUAGAUACACCACCGGUAGAGAGGCUUAAGAAGUUGACAACAAAUGAAAUGUUCCUCAGGAAAGAGAUGGAGAAGACUGUAAGAAAAAUUGAUCAGCAAAAGAUAGAAGAAAAAGAAAUGGAACAGCUAUUUAAGCAGUUAUAUUUUGGGGAAAAGACGGUCUUUGAACUGGAUAAAAGACAACUUAUAGGCGUUCGCAACUUGGCUAUAAAGGUGAAGGAGAAUGCCGUUGAAAGGAGAAUACAACUCAAAAGAUCGACGUCAACUUAUUCUGUUACCAAUGUGUUUACCCUCGAAUCCGGAUAA